This is a messenger RNA of Fusarium mangiferae, 348 nucleotides long. RefSeq lists its product as uncharacterized. The transcript has 4 exons. NCBI's taxonomy places the organism in Eukaryota, Fungi, Ascomycota, Sordariomycetes, Hypocreales, Nectriaceae. The coding region runs from base 1 to 348 and encodes 115 amino acids. The record is from RefSeq and is a predicted model, not a curated record.
AUGCAGUUCCUGAGCAUCACUUCUCUCUUCGCUCUCGCGACUCUUGCGUCGGCAAAGCUUCACAGCCAAGCUGUCUGCGUCACCAACCGCCGCUACGACCCCAUCGGAGGAACGCCAUGGAGCCCCAGCUACAACUGGAAGGUGAACUAUGAGAUUCUUCCUGGCGCUACCAAGUGUGCCUGCGACUACUACAAAAGCCGUAAUACUGGCAGCAAACAGUGGGACAAGUGCCCUGACUGUCGCUUUGAUGGUCUUGCGUGUGGAUCUAACGGCUGGCAUAUUGGCGGUGACGAGUUUACCUACUACUGUGAGAAGAAGUGUGGAGCGCAGGGAGCAGAGGCAAACUAG